AUGUUUGAUGGCUUAGACGCAGGCUGUGCAAGCUUAAUCGCCUUCCUCGACUCUGUUAUUGCUAAUAAAAAACUUUAUUAUUUCCACGCCAAUCGCUGUCAAGUUAAUAAACUUAUCCACAUUGAAUCUAAUCUGCGGGACGUUAGACGGGCUCUGCUGACCCCCGUCACAAGCAGCAUUCGGAAUCUUGAUAAUGAGCUGAGAUCACUUAAAGCUGCUUCCGAUUUUCUGAGCAAUAGUCCAGAGUUUGAUCGAGAGGCUUUUGACAAGAAAGUGGAGCUUCUAAAGUCUCGUAUACACAGCUGGAAGCGCCAACUGACUACAAUUAACCUCGAAUUUUCCCAGUACAUUUCGGAACUGCGCGCCCAUCGUCUGUUGCGUCGUUGUCUCCUGGCCUGUGAAUUGCAAAUGGUCGGUGGUCUGACUUUUGUGGAGGGUUGUCCAUCUGACCCUUGGUUUAAGAUGUGUGAGAAAUUCUGCCUUUCUCGGUUUUGUCUGCACGAUCCUUCGUUUCGCCACUUUUCCGGCCUUCGUCUCAAAAGCAUUUACCGUGUAUGCAAUACGGUUCUCCUGGAGCACACAGGUUUCACUCAACUUAACGAGGAUGAGUAUGACUCUGAAGAUGACUUACUGUUCUACUGUGGUGAAUUUUCCUCCGCCUUGUCACUGUGCAAGUUGGCAACUUUUGUCCGAUCUGGAUUCUCUGCGAGCGACGAUUCGAGCAAAAUUAUUUUGACAUCUCUCCUGAACAGCGCAAUUACAAACUGUUCCGAAGUUUCUACUGAAAAUGAUUUUGAAGCAGGCAGCGGUGUAAGAUUCUUUCGGGGUCUUAUAGUUCGUUGCAGAUCUGA
Messenger RNA from Spirometra erinaceieuropaei, 851 nucleotides. The record is from the annotation of a GenBank genome assembly. NCBI's taxonomy places the organism in Eukaryota, Metazoa, Platyhelminthes, Cestoda, Diphyllobothriidea, Diphyllobothriidae.